This is a messenger RNA of Sciurus carolinensis (gray squirrel), 729 nucleotides long. It is a transcript of the gene Ccl19, whose product is annotated as C-C motif chemokine ligand 19. The transcript is spliced from 4 exons. Gene Ontology annotation, molecular function: CCR chemokine receptor binding; chemokine activity. Bases 181 to 489 code for a protein of 102 amino acids. Gene Ontology annotation, biological process: cellular response to interleukin-1; lymphocyte chemotaxis; neutrophil chemotaxis. The record is from RefSeq and is a predicted model, not a curated record. NCBI's taxonomy places the organism in Eukaryota, Metazoa, Chordata, Mammalia, Rodentia, Sciuridae. Gene Ontology annotation, cellular component: extracellular region.
GAAAGUGAAAGCUCUGGGCCAUAAAUAGGAGGCAGCCUCAGCCUCACACAGGCUCACACCCCACAAGGACUCCUGUGCGCUCCCUGCCACUCUCCUGCAAGCCUCUCUGAGCCUCAGCCUCGCAGACUCCUUGCACACACCCAGAGACACGCUCAGACUUCCUCACUCAAUUCACCCUCCAUGGCACCCCGCGUGGCCCCACUACUGGCCCUCAGUCUACUGGUUCUCUGGACCUCCCCAGCCCCAGCUCUGGGUGGUGCUAAUGAUGCAGAAGAUUGCUGCCUGUCUGUGACCCAGCGCCCCAUCCCUGGGAACAUCGUGAAAGCCUUUCGCUACCUCCUCCUCAAGGAUGGCUGCAGGGUGCCUGCUGUUGUGUUCACCACACUGAGAGGCCACCAGCUCUGUGCACCCCCAGACCAGCCUUGGGUGGACCGCAUCAUCCGGAGACUGAAAAAGUCCUCUACCAAGAGCAAGCGCCACGGCAGUUAGACCAUGACAGUACCAGAGGAAGCCUAGUGUCUAAGUGAAGGGAUGGGACUCUCCCUGGCCUGGGGAACCAAAGACCAGAAGGGAAGACCAGGCUUCCAGUUGCUCUGCACCAGACCUGACCCAACCAGGACAGGGCCUUGAGUGUCUUUGUGAGUGUGAGUGUGUGAGUGAGAGGGUGAGUGUGGUAAGAUCACAGCCUCUUUAUGCCCAGACUGCAAUGUUUCCAAUAAAGCCACUUAG